AUGAAAGAAAUACACGAUCAUUCUUUUUCAGAUAAAUCACUUAAGCGAGUGAUUAAAAGUAACGCCAAAAACAAGACUGAAGCCGUUCCUGACUUUAUACAGAAAUUGUUUCGCAUGUUGGAAAAUCAAGCAUUUCAAGAUGUGUUUUGCUGGAGUCCUUCAGGCAAUAGUUUUCUUGUCAAGGACACGAAUGAAUUCUCUAAAACAAUACUCCCUAAACAUUUUAAGCAUUGCAAUUUCGCUAGUUUUGUACGCCAACUGAAUAAAUAUGAUUUCCACAAGAUACGAAGUCAUGCAGAUGAAAAUCAUAAAUUAUACGGUGAUCAAAUUUGGGAAUUUGAACAUUCGCACUUUAAAAGAGACAGAAGAGAUUUAUUAGAAGAAAUCAAACGCAAAACACCAGGCAAAAAGAAGCCUUCAGAAGAACCUUUGUCUUGUCCUCCUUCACCUCCAUUAGAUAACACACAACAUCUGUUAGAAUUCACUCGACAGCUUCAAUCGCAAGUAGAUCAAUUGAAACAGACACAAAUCGAGUUAGAAACAACCUUGACUCAACUCAACACAAAAGAGAAAUUAAUUUUAACUGAGCUUUCUGAAUUCCAAAAGUGUCUGAGAACAAAAGAUGAAUUAAUACAAGAAUGUCUUUUACAUAAAAAACAAGAAGAGACACCAAUGAAAAUAGAACCUCAAUGGCAGUCUGAACCAAAUGCCAUGACAGAUUUAAUACUUCAAACACCUCUUGUAGACACAAAAGACAAUCUUUAUUUAUCACCACAAGUGCCUUAUGAUAAAGGAAAGAAGAAGAUGGUUGCCAACUGGGCGACACCCCCACGUGUGUUACUCGUGGAUGAUGAUUCAGUCUAUCGGGAUGUAAGCGGACGCAUGUUGACCAUGGUCGGCUGUUCAAUUGAUUUGGCCAAAGACGGAUUAGAAGCAUUACAGAAAAUGAGUAUCAACAAAUAUGAUUUGAUUUUGAUGGAUAUAGUCAUGCCUAAAAUGGACGGCAUUGCCACAACACGCAAUAUUCGUCGUUAUGACUCUGUUACACCUAUUGUGUCAAUGACUUCAAAUUAUAACCAUAAUGAUAUUAUGGAAUACAUUGGCAUUGGUAUGAAUGAUAUCCUCCCUAAACCCUUUUCAAAAAAUACGCUGUAUGACAUUCUAGAGAAGCACUGUGGCCAUCUUAAAGACGAUAUUCCCAGACCAUCGAUUGAUAAUACCCCUUCUACUACACCUAAUAAUUCACCUACAACUUCAAAUGAUUAUUGGUCCGAAAGAAAGUUGGCUUGGUCCAACAAACGACAGAAACACGACUUGUAUCAUACGCCUCCUUAUUAA
Gilbertella persicaria is the source of this 1338-nucleotide messenger RNA. RefSeq names its product HSF-type DNA-binding-domain-containing protein. The transcript is spliced from 5 exons. Gene Ontology annotation, biological process: phosphorelay signal transduction system; regulation of DNA-templated transcription. The coding region runs from base 1 to 1338 and encodes 445 amino acids. The record is from RefSeq and is a predicted model, not a curated record. Gene Ontology annotation, molecular function: sequence-specific DNA binding; DNA-binding transcription factor activity; phosphorelay response regulator activity. NCBI's taxonomy places the organism in Eukaryota, Fungi, Mucoromycota, Mucoromycetes, Mucorales, Choanephoraceae.